UCCUUUUACGUCUUGAUCAGUAUAGUCCAUUCCCUGGAUAAAUCAGCGUAGUGUCACCAAGGCUGAGGCGCACUGUGCAUACGAAUCCAAAUCAAGGCGCUCGCCCUCACUGCAGGACGACGACGCGAGUUCUGAACGCGCUGCUAUACCCUCACAAUGUCCUCCCGCGCGUUGCGAAAAGCGCAGCGGGAGAAGGAAGAGCAAGAAAGACUGAAACAGCUUGAGCAAAAAGCACACGCGCUCGAGGAGGAGGAAGAUGAAGAAGAUGAGCGGGAGGCCGUAAAGUCCAAGAAGAGCGCAUUUGCUAUGCUGCGAGAAGAGGAGGACGAGGCUGAAGAGGAUGAAGAGGAUGAUGAGGCUGGAGCACCGAUACCUGAGGAGCCUGUUGCUACAACAGCGCACAAGUCACCUGCCAAAAAGAAGAAGAAAAAGAAGAAGAAAGCCAAAGCAGGUACGGACAGGCGUGGGCAGGAUACAGAUGACGUGGAUGAGAUUGAUGCCGCUCUCAAGUCAUUGUCGACGAAUGGCAAAGCUGCAGAUUCCGGCAAGACUGCAGCAGGAGUGAAUCCUGCCGUUGAAGAGGCGAACAGGCUUCUAUCCAUAGACACGAACAACUUACAUGCCGCGAAUGAGAUGAAACGACUUUUCGGUCGAGCAGCUCUAGAGCAGGAUCAUGAUGAUCAGCAAGUGCCGGCAGGUGCAGUCGGUGGGAACAGGAGACAGCAACGGCGGGUGCAGCACGUUGGCUUAGCCCAAGCAUUGCGAGGACAACGUGUAGAUGGCCGAUCGGGAGGUCUUGCUGCCAUGGCACUGCGAAGAAACAUUUUCAUUCAAGGCAAAGAAGAGUGGCCCGUAGCGACGGGUGGUGGCCUAGGUAUGGAGGUCGAGGAGAAGCGAGCUGAUGGCACAGUGCUGUACAAAUUCGUGCAUAACAGCGCGUACCAAGAUGUACAGUCUCAAUUUGAGAGCUGCGUGGCUUCAAUGGACCCAAACCGCCUCAUUGUGCUUCUACAACACAACCCAUACCACAUUUCAACAUUGCUUCAGGUCUCCGAGAUCGCCAAGCAGGAACGAGAUCACUCGACAUCUGGCGAUCUGCUUGAGCGCGCUCUCUUCUCGCUGGGACGAGCCGUACACAGCACGUUUGCCAAGAAUCUUGCAGAAGGUAAAGCAAGACUCGAUUUCCGACGAGCAGAAAACCGCGAGUUCUGGUUGGCAAGUUGGCGCUACAUUCAGAAUCUGACCAUGCGAGCGACAUGGCGGACAGUGUACGAGUGGGCGAAAAUGCUCCUCUCGCUAUCGCCGGAGAAUGAUCCAUACGCUCUUUGGCUGGUGCUAGAUCAGUAUGCGAUCCGGUCGAAGCAGGAAUUGGACUACCUCAACCUGAGCAGGAACGGAUCACUCAAAGCUGGCCAUGUAAAUAUGCCAAAUGUGAUACUCAGUCAAGGCCUUGCUGAAUGCCAAGCUGGCAACAAGAGCAAGGGUCAACAAUUGCUGUUCUCGGCGAUAGGCAAGUAUCCCUACAUCAUCGCGAGACUCAUGCAAGAGCUCAACGUGGAUGCACCUCCUGCAGUCUGGGGUAAGGAGCCUGGUUCGAUGAAGGAAGAGCUCUUUACUGAGCUCUACGCCACGCGAGCAAAGGAUCUUUGGAAUACGCCAGAGAACACAAAUCUCCUGAUUGAAACUGCCAGUGCUGUACCGCCAGAGACGGCAACGGCUUCUACAGAUUCUUCGGACAUCACGCAAAAUGUGGCAAGGCAUGUGAUACUAUCAGAUACGCCCGCACUGAUCGCUCUGAUACCACGACACUUCACCGAGCAGCUCGAAAGCGCCUCUGAUCCACUGCCACCUGACGAUGGUUUCACGUCAUACCUUUCGCGUCGCCGAGGCUCAGAGAGACCCGGAGGAGACAGCCUCAUUGGCACAGCGAGGUAUCGAGAAGAGACUCGAGAGAUUUCAACGCUCAAUCGAUUCUUUAGUCAGCUCUUCCCGUGGUAUGGUCGCGCACAACAAGCCGGUGCUGCGGCGGCCAGCGAAGAUGGCGCAGCAGACGAGCAGCCGCCUACAAGCGAAGAGGAGAUGAUGCGUCAAGUUCGUGAAGCAGGCAUAUCUGAAGAAGACUUUCGAGCUCAUGCUCAGCGUCUGAUUGAGCUACAGAAUGAUGUCGGUGGUGACACUUCGGAUUCUGACACCGACAUCUACCAGCGGCUUGCCGUGAAUCCACGAGUGCCUGGCUCAGAUCGCGACCAGAGAGUUCUGCAGCUGUUGCAAGACUUUGAGGGGAGUCUCGGGGAGGACUUCCAAAAUCUGAGCCAGACAGAGCAGGUGGUGAGAAUUGAAGAGCGCAUCGCUUCCUUCUUGAGGGAAGUACAGGGCUCGGGAUUCGAGACGGAAGGCAACAGAAACGCACGAGUUGACGAUGCCUCUGAUGACGACGCGUGAAAAACAUGCGACUAUGUGCCCGCUAUCUAGCAUGAAGCUUUUAACACGCUUUCGCUUGCACCAAUAGAUGUGUAAUUGGAGCGUCGAAGAUUUC
Molecule: messenger RNA, 2536 nt
Organism: Pseudocercospora fijiensis CIRAD86
Lineage: Eukaryota; Fungi; Ascomycota; Dothideomycetes; Mycosphaerellales; Mycosphaerellaceae
Exons: 1
Coding region: 157-2442 (761 amino acids)
Biological process (GO): rescue of stalled cytosolic ribosome; ribosome-associated ubiquitin-dependent protein catabolic process
Cellular component (GO): RQC complex
Source: RefSeq, a predicted model, not a curated record